Molecule: messenger RNA, 4289 nt
Organism: Cervus elaphus (red deer)
Lineage: Eukaryota; Metazoa; Chordata; Mammalia; Artiodactyla; Cervidae
Gene: RRAGD
Product: Ras related GTP binding D
Exons: 7
Coding region: 258-1454 (398 amino acids)
Biological process (GO): positive regulation of TOR signaling; cellular response to amino acid stimulus; regulation of autophagy
Cellular component (GO): Gtr1-Gtr2 GTPase complex; lysosome; nucleus
Molecular function (GO): GTPase activity; GTP binding
Source: RefSeq, a predicted model, not a curated record
GCCGGCGGGCGGGAGAGCGGGCGGGGCGGGGCGAGGCGGGGCGGGGCAGGGGGCUCCGGGCGCGCUGGGAGCCGCCGGACCCAGACCUGGACGCCGACCGCCGCGGGGGGACGCGCGGCCCCCGCCUCCGCCCGCGGACCUCGGGACGGAGCCUCAAUUUAGAAAUAGGUUGCGAGCCGCAGGCCAGGAGCUUUGGCCGACCCCCCGCCCCCCACCAGGGACCUCCGUCGUCCCCGGGACGGCCGGCCGUGGGCGCGAUGAGCCAGGUGCUGGGGAAGCCGCAGCCGGAGGAGGAGGAGGACGACGACGAGGAGGAGGAUGAGCUGGUGGGGCUAGCGGACUACGGAGACGGGCCCGACUCCUCGGACGCCGAGCCGGACAGCGGGGCGGAGGAAGGAGUUCUGGACUUUAGCGACCCCUUCAGCACGGAGGUAAAGCCGAGGAUCCUGCUCAUGGGCCUAAGAAGGAGUGGCAAGUCAUCCAUCCAGAAAGUCGUCUUUCAUAAAAUGUCUCCCAAUGAAACUCUGUUCUUGGAGAGCACGAACAAGAUCUGCCGGGAGGACGUUUCCAACAGCUCCUUUGUUAAUUUUCAGAUAUGGGACUUCCCAGGACAGAUUGACUUUUUCGACCCCACCUUUGACUAUGAGAUGAUCUUCCGAGGGACAGGAGCGCUGAUAUUUGUCAUAGACUCCCAGGACGAUUACAUGGAGGCCUUGGCCAGGCUCCACCUCACCGUGACCAGGGCCUACAAAGUCAACACCGACAUCAACUUCGAGGUGUUUAUCCACAAAGUGGAUGGCCUGUCAGAUGACCACAAAAUUGAAACCCAGAGGGACAUCCACCAGAGGGCCAAUGAUGACCUUGCAGAUGCCGGGCUAGAAAAAAUUCAUCUCAGCUUUUAUCUGACAAGCAUAUAUGACCAUUCAAUAUUUGAAGCUUUUAGCAAAGUGGUUCAGAAACUGAUUCCACAACUUCCCACCCUGGAGAAUUUGCUGAACAUCUUUAUCUCAAAUUCUGGAAUUGAAAAGGCGUUUCUCUUCGAUGUGGUCAGUAAGAUUUAUAUUGCAACAGAUAGCACCCCUGUGGAUAUGCAGACCUACGAGCUCUGCUGUGACAUGAUCGAUGUGGUCAUUGAUAUUUCAUGUAUUUAUGGCCUCAAAGAAGAUGGAGCAGGAACCCCCUAUGACAAGGAGUCAACAGCCAUUAUAAAGCUGAAUAAUACAACAGUUCUCUAUUUGAAAGAGGUGACAAAGUUCCUGGCUCUUGUGUGCUUCGUCAGAGAGGAAAGCUUUGAAAGAAAAGGGCUGAUUGACUAUAAUUUUCAUUGCUUCCGGAAGGCCAUCCAUGAAGUGUUUGAGGUGAGAAUGAAAGUAGUGAAAUCGCGAAAGGUUCAGAAUCGGCUGCAGAAGAAGAAAGGAACCACCCCCAACGGGACGCCUCGGGUGCUGCUGUAGGUGGGGUUUCAGGAGCAUCUUUGGAAAUCAGACGUUUCAGUGAAGCUGCUGCCCUGUGUUGCACUAAAGGAAGAGGAGGAAGGAGAUGGGGACACAAGACACACGUUUGUUGUAAAAAAACUCAAGGAAGAGGAGGAAGGAGAUGGGGACAUAUGACAUACGUUUGUUGUUUAAAAAAAAAGAGAUCCUGCCACCCUUUCUUUUAAUCUUCUCUUUUUUAAAUAAAGUAAGCACUUUGAAGCAAAAACUUGUAUAUUAACAAUGAAGUGAAAUCUACUGUAACUUCAUUACACAAAUGUAAACUUUUAUGGUCCGUAGUCAGAAAAAAUCCUGUGUGCGCACUGCCAGGAACUGUAUAUAUUUUGCACUUUUUCAUGUUUUCUUUUUCUCAUGGAACUAAACUUUGAUAAAACAACUUUUCUAAGCUUUGUUCUGUCCUUGGUGUCUAGGACAUGCAUACUGAGUCUGUAUCUAUGGGGCAAACGGAAAUUAAUCAAAAAAUGAUGCAUUAGCAAUUACUUUUUUAAGCAUGGGAAUCUUUGCUACCAAUUGUUGAGAAAAAUCAUUUUUCCAUGGAGGAACAGCUUGGGGCGGCAAGCUCCAGGAGCAAUAAGACCUGUCCCCUGUUUAUAACGGAUAUAAAUAGACGUUUUAUAGAAUAAUAUUAGCACCAAACUUAUCUAAACAUUUCUAUAGCUGUGACAGUGCUUCCCUCCGUGACAGUUUUUAUAAAACUCUUUACCUCAACAGACAUCUCUAAAACCAUUUUAUACAGAGAGGUUCUUUCUUUCUGCUGUGUUAUUGUUGUCUUUUGGGACCAUAUUUCCAAAAUGGUGCCAAUCACUGGAGAGAAAUGGGAAUGUCGCUGAAUUGCAGGGUUUCCGAAGGCUUUUCUGUACCUGCCACUGAGGCUAAAGUAAUAUCAGAAGCUACAUGGUUUCCCAAAUGGAGGUGACUAGCAUUUGCAGAUUUAAAAAUAUAUCCAAUUUUAAAAUAUAUACAGUUUUUCGCCUCUGUGGAAUGGGCCUCUUGCCAUGCAAGAAUCCAAAUGUUUAUUUAGGACCAGUUUCUUUUUUUCUCCUUUUGACAUUGUUCCACAACCACAGGCAAUAUUUCAGUUCUCGGCCACAGAACUGAAUCCUGGCGGGCACAUCCAUCACCUCUGAGUCUCCUCAGCUGUGACAGCGUGCCUCAUGGACUCUGCUUGUCCCCACCUACGACUGAGCCAGGGCUCGGCUCGCCCGCAGCAUGCUCUGCAUGGCUGAGAAAGCCGUCCUGAAAACUGCUAAAGGGCAGGGGCGAGGAUGACCAGAGGAGGCACUGUAGUUAGCUCUGUCUGUUUCUAUGAGAUUCUUCCUCUUGUGUGUACUUUAGACCAACAGCACGUGAAGAGAUUCUAAAUCUACCCCCAUCCCAAACCAUUCCAAGUAGAUAAUUCUAGUCUAUCCCAAGGCUCAGUGCCCUAAAGCAUGUUGACAGGUAUUAGAAAAUAUUCAUAUGUAUAUAUUUUUAGCAGAGCCUCGUAGGGAUAGCAAUGCUGAUCAUAGCAAAAAUGGAUAGUUCCUAAAGCAACUUUUCCUUGAGACCAUCCGUGGCUUCUUUCUAUCCUCUCCUCAUCCAUUCUUCCCAAGUCCUAUUCCUUUGAGGCUGGAAACUGCAAUUUAAGGUGGUAGCUGAUUUGAGGUUUGAGCCCUCCCAAGGAUCUGUGCAUUUUGGAAGGAAAUUUGUAAAAAUCAUGUAGGUGCCCUAACUCCCUUCCUCAUGAUUCCUGCUCAGAAGCGCUGUGUAGGAUCCCAGGGGCUCCAGGGAAGUCUUUUUCCUAAUUUCCAAACCUAUAACCAACAUGGUACCUGGAGGCUAUUCUUACAAAUCUAAUUCUUUAAUAUUUUUUACACAGUCUUUCUUUCUGAAUGUGCAAAUACAGAAUCACUUUUCUAAAACAACUUUAUCCUCAAGAUAGAGACAUUUGCCUAACUGGUAAAUCACACGUUACUUAGGUAUAUAUAUUAGUGUAACUAGGUGGAGCUUCCAUUUUUAAGCUGGGUAUAUGAUGGGUUUUGUUAAAAUGUGCCUUAAAUGCCUACUACUUCAAAAGCAAAUGAUUCUUUGGGGGAAAGGCAAAGUUAAUGCUAUGGCAUCAGACCCAAGUUCAUGGUAGUAAGUACACUCUUUGAUUAAUGACACUGAUAUAUAGAAACUGCCUCAAAGCCGUCAGCAUGGCGAUGACCUCUUAGUUAAAGAAAAUGUAGGAGUUACGUCUAAGCAUUCAGUUUCUGGAGUCUGUGCUAUUGGAAUCACAAAAUCUCUUCAGUUCCUUUUUCACUUGUUUUUGAUAUGGGACUUAGCUUUCUUACGUGUGGUCACUUUCAUGUCUCAAAUCCACCACUAUAAAUACAUAUAAGUAUACAAAAGAAUGUGUAAAUAUGAAGCUCAAAUACAUGGCUAUGGUGACUGCUGUGGAAUAUUUGUGAUCAUUUUCAAAGGUUGAGAACUUGACCUAGAGGUUUUCAGGGCAAUUAGAACUUACAUGUGGGGGUGAGACUCUGAAUUAUCAUCUUUGUUUAGUUUCGGUAAUAUAGAUUAGCGUAUAUGGCCAGAGUGGCAUAUUUCUUUUCUUUUUCAGAGUGGCAUAUUUCUGAUGGAAUAGACAUUAAAAACUGGUUGACAUUCACAGACUACUAUUUUGUGAACAUAAUAUAUUUUGGACCCUUAACUAUAAAAUGAAUAAAAACACAGCAAUAUUGUUAUGUAUGGGUUAUAUGCGAACUCUGUUUGAAAUAUAUUCAAGAAAAACAGCUGAAUUGUCUUGAUUAUUAAAGUAUGGUAUGCAUUCAA